ACAGUCGCGGAAGGCAACAACGGGAUCGCGGCGUACCGAGACCAGAAAUUCCCAUCUUUCUUCUCCUUCCGCUCGGCUCCUACCUGAAGGAAUUGGUUAUUGAAUUGACUCCGCUGAAUGUGACCUGGUAAUUGAGAUCUUCAAGUACCGAUUUAGGAACAUCUCCAAUUUUAACGCAGCAUGAAGUGGCUCCAGUAUCUACAAUUGCUCGAAGUUUGAAUCUUUCUGUUCCUGUAAGGGUUGAACAUUAUUAUCCAAAUAUGGAUGGAGGGCUAGCUAACUUUAAGAAAUGGAAUAUAAUCUAUCCUAUCUACAUAAAUUCAAAGAAGACUAUAGCUGAGGGGCGGAGGAUCGGUGCUUCCAAGGCAUGCGAAAAUCCCACAUGCCUUGAGAUUGGAGACUGUUGUAAACACCUCAAAAUUCCUUGUGCUAUUGAGCUUGAUAAGGCGUACCCUCGAGAUUUCAUGCAGCGGGGUCGAGUUAGGGUUUUGCUGAAAAGGGAAGAUGGAUCUCUUUACAACCCUGCAAUUCAUUCAAAGAAGCACCUGAUGCUUCAGGUGGCUGAGUUGGUGCCUCGGCAUCCUGGGAGAGUGAAGAAGCAGGAGCCUGCAAGUACAGCCACUGCUGCUGGGACUUCAAAAUCAGGAAAGGGUGGGAAGAAGAAGAAGAAAUGAACAAUGUAUGUUUAAAGUCAAGCCUAGUUUU
This is a messenger RNA of Phalaenopsis equestris, 705 nucleotides long. RefSeq names its product signal recognition particle 19 kDa protein. Gene Ontology annotation, biological process: SRP-dependent cotranslational protein targeting to membrane, signal sequence recognition; SRP-dependent cotranslational protein targeting to membrane. The record is from RefSeq and is a predicted model, not a curated record. The transcript has 5 exons. Gene Ontology annotation, cellular component: signal recognition particle, endoplasmic reticulum targeting. Lineage: Eukaryota; Viridiplantae; Streptophyta; Magnoliopsida; Asparagales; Orchidaceae. Gene Ontology annotation, molecular function: 7S RNA binding. The coding region runs from base 261 to 674 and encodes 137 amino acids.